Molecule: messenger RNA, 4245 nt
Organism: Prorocentrum cordatum
Lineage: Eukaryota; Dinophyceae; Prorocentrales; Prorocentraceae
Source: the annotation of a GenBank genome assembly
GCCUGGUGCACUGGCUGGUGGGAGUUCCUGGUCGCAGGCAUGACGACGCUCGUGUGGUGGCUCCUCAGCGUCGUGGGGCGGAGGUGGUGGACUAGAGCGCUCUCAGUGGAGCCUGGGGUCUGCCGAUUCGCCGGCGACGACGUCGAUGACGUAUGGGUGCAGCUGCACUACGUGGCAGAGGGCGGACGGGUCAUCCUGUCCCCAGAGGUUGACAUCUACGUGGAGGACAUGAGCUGCGGCAGGGCCGAGACCUGGCCUGCCCGACCCAUCCCGCUGGCGCAGCGGAUGGGCAGGAUGCGGAGGCUGUAUCGCUUCGAGGAGGCGCUGGGGCCUGAGAAUCGGGCCAAGACGUUGACGCGGGGCCGUCAGGCGGCGCUGGAGGAAGAAGCGGCGUCGCCUGAGCCGAGGGAGGCCGGGGCCGUGAGCGGCCAGCGGGUCUCGUGGCAGGAGGACGCUGGUAGGCGGCUGGCCGCGGAGCGGAGGGGCCUGCUGUACCCGAGCAUGGCCGUGGCUCGCCGGGCGGGGGCGCCGCUGAAGGCUCCUGCUGGGGGUGACGCCUGGGUCGGCCGCAGUGGCGUGCCCGACGAUGAGAUCGGGGCGGAGGUCGACGUGGCGAAGACUGGAGGCCUGAGCUUCGAGGACGGGCCUGAGGCGUUCGGUGUGUUGAGGUCCGCCGACGGUGGCACGGGGCGACUCGGCCGGCUGGACGCGGGGUCGGACGCUGGGCGCCUGGCAGAGGAGGAGGCUUUCAGGCAUGGCCCAAGCAGGAGCCAGGCGCGUGCCAAGGGCCCCGAGCGCCGACGCACUGCGGCCGCGGCGCCGCUCGAGGAUGAGGAGCCCGCCGGGCCCCCACGCGGCCCAGCUAUGCCAGAGCUGGCGCAGCCGCUGCUGGCGGGGCCGCAGGGCGAGCAACGUGACGCCCUCGCCCGCACGCUCUGGGUCUUCUACGACGAGCAGGGCGGACGGGACAGACGAUGGCGAGACGUGGUAGGCGAGUCGAGGCAGGGGCGCCGCCCAGACGCACGGGUGGGCAGACCGCCGGGGGCUCUCCACAUGCGCGAGCACAUGGUGAGGCACGGAGGCGACCUGCGGCUCGAGCCCGACCUCACCGUAUGCGUGAGGGGCCGUGGGGAGAAUGACUGGGUGGUGCAGAAGCUGAGGACGAUCGUGGAGGCCUGGUACCAGGGCUUAUUACGUGUCCAGCUGAACAUGAGCGGCCUGAUGAUGGUGGGGAAGAUGACUCACCGCGGGUCCGCCACGCGGGAGGCCUACGGAGACCUGCUCAAGCCGAGCUGGACGAACGCGGACAUCUUCGCGGACGUGAGCUCGGAGAAGGACGUCUCGGGGUCAGAGCUCAGGGGCUACAUCCACCAGGGGGCGCAGAAGACGUACGAGGUGGAGCAGGCGCAGAAUCGGGCAGCCCGCAGCUUCCUGCCGCCCCCGCUGCUGGGCGACGCUGGCCGCCGAAUUCGCGGCAGGUCUUGCAGGGCGAGGCAGUUCGGCCGAGAGAGUCGGAUUGCGGCGGAGGUCAACGGUAUCGUCGAUGCCGUUAACUGGACGUCGGGGUACGACUCGCUUCCUGGCCCAGCCAAUGACAUGCAGCGGGAUGUACUUGCGCGCUUCGAGGGCCUCGUUCGGGGCCGGCAGCCGGACGCCAAGUUGCAGGAUCCGCAGGCGGCCCUCCGGGAGCUGCUGCGGGGGCUCGUCAGCAUGCCGAUGGACGUGAGCGACUGCCCGCGUCUAGAGGACCUCUUGCCUGGCGAGGCCCUUACUUUCCUGCAGGAGCGCCAUGAGCGCAUGUUGCGAGAGUCACCCUUGCCGACUGACGUCGAGCCGUACUUCGACUCGGUCCUCAAGUUCAACCACAAGGAGUACCGCGGCCUGGUGCGCCGGCUGCUAUCGGACCCUCCUGGGGUGGAGCUUUUGAGCAGCGAGGGCCUUGCCAGAAUCGAGGUGCACGUGCCAGACGCGGGCUUCUCGAAUUACGAGGACCUCCGCGCCGCGCUGGAGGCGCAGCAGGUGUACAUCGGCAUGGCGGACGUGAAGGACUGCUUUCAUAGGAUGCGUAUUGAUUCGGCCCUCUCGCAGUACUUCUGCCUGCCGCCGGUCAUGGCUGGGGCUUUCGGCGUGACCGAGGUCGAGGGGACCAAGGUGCAGACGUCGACGGCCAUCUACCCUUGCUGGCAGGUGCUGCCCACGGGCUUCAGCUGGUCCCUCUACUUCGCCCAGCGGGCCAACGAGGAGGUGAGCCGCCGCAGCAGCGCGCUCCUUCGGGGGCCCGGUCUCUCAGACCAUGGGCCUCCGCUCGUGUUCGCGCCGGGCAGAGCGUCCCAGGAAGUCAGGCACUACGUGUAUGUUGAUAACUUGGGGGUCUUCUCGCUCUUCUCUGAACUCGUGAGCGGCGUGAUGAACCAGCUGACAGGCGAGUUCACCAAGCUGAGCCUACUGCUGCACAAAGACGAGCUGGUGCCGGACAAGGCAGUAGCGCUGGGCACGGAGAUCGACGGGGGCCAAUUGCGCACUCGCGUGACCAGUGAUCGGUUCUGGCGCUGCCGCCAGGCCGUGCGAGGCCUCCUAGCCCGCCGCCGUGUCAAGGGGUGGGCCGUGGAAGCAGUGCUGGGCCACCUAACCUUUUGUGGCCUCUGCUCGCGCGGCACCUUGUCAGCCUUCAAUUCAGUCUACGGCUUCGUGCGAGCCCACUACGACGAGGCGGCCGUGCUAUGGACUGAGGCGCGGCAGGAGCUGACGGCCUUCAGCUCUUUGAUGUACUUCCUGGAAUCAGAUUGGUGGCUACCUUGGAAUCCCUUGGUGCAGCAGUCAGAUGCCAGUCUUCACGGCUACGGACUGGCAAGGGCCUUUUGGCCGCGGGAGCUGGUGGAGUCAGUCGGGCGCGUGCCUGAGCGAGCCCGCUUCCGCCGGCGCUGCGCGCACAGUGCCCGCGAGGCUGCGCUCUGUGCAGCUGGUUUCAGCAUGAGCGAGAGUGGAAAAUGGGAACUCAAGGGCCUUCCUGAAGAUGAGGAGGAGCUGGGCCAGUGGGACGUAGUGAGGGACUUCCCGGAGGUGCCCGCCCGGGGGCUCCGCGCAGGUCUGCGGGAGCCCUGCUUCGCAAGAGCCUGGCAGCACCCUGAGGGCAUCCUGACCUUAGAGGCCCGAGCCCUGGUCAGCAGCAUACAUCGCAUCGCCACCACGGGUCAGGAGGCGGGAUGCCCGUGGCAGCUUGCCCCUUUGCCGCCAGUGGCGCCGCUGCCGUCGCCGGCAGCUCGGCGGGAGCACCAGCUGUGCGAGUCGGAGCUCCUGAAGACAGCGGUGCAGGGCCGUCCCCUGCCGCGGAGCUUGGGGCAGAUGGCGGAGGACCUGAAGGAGAUGCCUGUGCCAGCGGAGCCCGCUCAGGGAGUGCGAGAGAGCGACGGCUCCUCCGACAGCGGGAGCUCCGAGCCCGAGGUCGAGACCGACGCCGCGCGGCAGCCCAGGCUCGCGCAGUCGCACGAGCGCCUUGCCCGCCACUACGGGCCCCCUUACCUGGAGAGGGAGGCCGCGUGGAUUCCGUCGCUGCGCGAGUACCAGAGGGUUGCGACCAUUGGCGAGGUCAUGGAGAGCAGGGUCGAUGCCAUGGUGACCUCGGCGUUGGUGAGCCAGCUGACCGGACUGCACCAGACUGGGACUCACCCCUCCUGGGCCGAGAGGCUGAUGGUCGGCGUCCUGCACUUCAACCCCGACGGGUCGAGCUACGGUGCCUGGCGCCUCCCCCCGGGCUGGAGUUUCUGGACCCUGAGGCUCUCCCCGGAGGAGGAAGGCCCGUGGGAGAGAGCGGGCCUGGUGAAGGUGUCGCUAGAGUCAGACUCGCCCUGGACGCGCUUCUUGGGCCCUGUGCUGUGUCAGAUGAAGAAGGAGAAGCACCCCGAGUACCCGUGGAACUUCACGUGCCCAGGGUACCGCAGGAGGUUCAGCCUACGUCUCCAAGACCUGCCAGCAAGAGCCGAGUUGGUGCCGUAUCAGGUUUGCCUUUCAAGGGCCUUGGUGUGCAUGGCGAGGAGGUGGGGGCGGCUGGCCGAGGUGCAGACACGCUGGCAGUGGAGAGCCAAGCGCAGCGUCGUCCGCUACGAGAAGCACGCGCGCCUGGCAGCGACGUGGUCAACUCGGAGCCGCACGGUGCAAAACGUGUUCCUGGUCUGCGGGGUUCAGCUCGCGGACAUCAUUUCGGAUCGCGCCUCGCCGCUCGACUUGCGGGAGCUCGGCCGCGUCUGA